AUGUUAGGGAGCUGUACUGAAGGUAACAGUUAUCCUGUGUAUACGGCGCGUGUAGAAACAGUGCACAUUCGUCGAAGUCUACCUGUGACUGACACAGACCCUGAUCCAGACUGCACGAACACGACACGCUGCUGAAUUCACACAAUAUAUCGAUUUAUCAAUUUUUGUACAAAAUUUGGACGCAAAUGUUUAAAGUUUGAAUUUCCAUGUUUAAAGGACAAUGUUUGUUAUGUGCACACGUUACAGGACCAGGUAUAUACAGAGGUGGGCUUUGUUACCUACAACAGCCGAAAGUGUUUAAAGACCGAAUAUAUAGAAUACUUAAAGUGACAGAUAUGGCAGUAGGAUUAGUUAGGACCGUCAGUAUUUGAUAAAUGUCUUCAUAUUAUUACGGAAAGAAAGUGAAAGGGAUGAACAUGAUAGCGAAGACAGUUUGGGAAUAUACCUGUGUAUACACACUCGGGGAUCUCACGUACAGGUGUCCCCUUCUUAUACCAUCAUCUUGGAGAUAUGAAACGAACCUCAGAUCAGGUCACAAGAUGAGCUCCAAAGAAAACACGUAGACAGGUUGGCCCGAUGGGUUGGCUGACACUUAUGAAGAAGUGAUUAACAGAAAGAAAGCAGUUUCAGUUUGACUUUAUUCACCAUAUACAAUAGAAAUAACAAUGACAGCUUACCUGUCAGUUGGAUCCGACUUACAGAGAAGGGUGUUAUCGCCCCUGCUCGAAAAUCCGGAAGGAGAGGAAGAGGAGACACACCCCAAACCACCGACACUAGACGAGUACAUCCCCAGACCUGGUACGAGGGGAUCGAGUCGGCAGGCUUUCAUGACAGAGGCUGCAAACGACUCCGACGGGUCGGACCAGGAAACAAAACCAGACCAGGAACAUGUGUCCUCAGAGGAUAUCACACUUAACAUAGCCAUUAAUGGAGGGUGCUUCCUUGAUGACGAUAACAGCUUGGACGAUGAUUCUAUCAGUGAUGGAAGUUUGUCAAUACCUACUGACGAUUUUGACACAGACCUGGAGAUGGAUGACGACCAAUGGCUAAAUCCCUCCAAGGUAGAUCACGACACUACAGGAAGGACAAAAUAUAUCAAAGUGUGCAACGACAUGGGAAUAAGCCCAGUGUCGUAUUUUGUUAAGAACUUGGAGCAAAGAGAACUUAAAAUGAGAUUUCACGGACUAGGGCCACUUGGAAUUAAAGCAAUAUCGAUUCCUUUGGAGACAAAUACAAACAUAGAAAUCCUAAAUCUGCAAGGGAAUGGCAUUGACGCACAAGGAGCAAAAAGUUUGUGUAGAGUCCUGAGGGAAAACCUAUUCCUCACAGAAGUGGUGCUAUCAGAAAAUAAAAUUGGAACUGAAGGCGCCAUUUCAUUAUGUCAAUUCUUAAAAGGAAACAGAAAUCUGUACAAGGUCGACCUCACGGCAAAUGAAAUCGGUGACUCGGCAGGACAAUGCUUAUAUGAAGUACUUAAAGGAAACCCAGUAUUAAAAGAACUCAUUCUGGCCAAUAACUGUUUAGAAGAAAACAGUGCGAAGUGGCUAAAGGAAUCUCUCACCGAUAAUGAGAACCUAGAGAUCUUAGACCUGAGUUGGAAUCAGUUUAAGACAAGAGGUGCAAUCUGCAUUUGUGAGGGCUUACAAGAAAACGUAGGUCUGAAGCGGUUCAAAUUUGUGAUGGCCGGUCUGGGAAAGAGUGGGGCUGAGGCGAUGGGCGCGGCAUUAAAGCAGAACCGUACACUUCUUGAGCUUGAUAUCAGUUUUAACCGGAUACCGAUAGAGGCAUCUGGGGCGAUCGCCGCAGGGGUCAGAGAAAAUGACACCCUUAAAACGUUAAAGAUCGGAAACAACCCAUUUGAAUCAAACGGAGCUAUGGCGAUACUACAAGCCGUGGACCAAAACGAAAACAGUGCAAUAACUUACCUCGACUUUAGCAAUAUGAUGGUGAAAAUAGAAUUUGCUGAGGUCGAGUCCCGAUUAUCAGAAAGCAGAGGUCUGCGUGUUGUAAAUGAGGGAGUACUUCCGGAAGUGCAUCCCAAAAACGGAAAUUACGCCAGAUUAAGUGCAUUUCGACGAGAUCCCAUUGAAACAUUUAAGAAAUAUGCAGAGUUCUCAGCAGUUAACCUAGAAGAUGUUUUUAAUUGCAAAAACAAAGUAAAAAUUGAUGCUUCAGAAUUCAAGAGUCUUAUCAAGGGAUCUGGUAUAGACAUCCCCGACCAACAUAUGACUGUACUGACUCGGACGCUAGAAGUUGAUGGCUUCAUUUGUUACUGGAAAAUAUUCGAGGAAAAUGGCAACGGUGAUGCGCACGUUAGUUUUACUGGAAAUGUUGUCGAGAAAGGUAACGAAACGGACAAAAAUAAGAAUAGACCAAAAUCGAAAGACUCUCCAAAGCUAGACAAUUCUGGGGCGAAACCCAAAUCAGCCAAAGCAAAGAAGAAAAAGGAUAAAAAGAAGAAAACGUAGUGAAGGAAUGUCUCUAUGUAGUGCAUUUCAGCAAAUAUGUUAUAAAAUAUCCUCUGUCAUGUGCUAAAGCCUUCGGCGUUUUCCUACAUAUGGAUGUUACAUAGUAGCACAAAGAGAGGAAUAUUGCACAGUAUGUCACAUACCACACAACUAUAGAACAUGUGACAUUGACCUUGACAUUCAAAUAGUACAAGUCGUUAACUGUAUGUAGAGGACCGUAAUGUCAAUUGUUGUAUUUACAUUACCGGAUCUAUGGCGUUGACCCUGGCAAGGUAAAGACUAGGAUGUAAUGACCAGUUCGUUGUUGCAUGAUAAACAUUUUACAAUAACAACGACCGUUCGUGUGCUUACUGCCGAAACCAUACAUUUCAGUGACAGAGCUAAGUUGUCACGAGAAGCUAAUUGUCUUUUUUUCAGAAAUGUUUGAUUCUGGAUUAAAGACAAAAUGGAAAUGUAUAAAAAUUGUAACAAGAUAAUAUUAUUGUAUAAAAUAAUUGUAUUUCAUCGUAUCGUAUUCAUUGUCAAUGUUAAACACGGAACGUCAUCGUAAGAAACAUGGCCAUAUGCUAAGUGACAUCUUCUGAUAUUGAUUUUGCUUUGUGUUUGCUGGCGCAAAAAUAUCGACUCGGCAAUGCAUCUUUGUUGCUGCGGCAUUGUCAACGAUAAACUUUGAUAACCAUGAUAACUGUUACAUCAACAGUAUGAGUUCGUACAUGUCCAUGUUAACAUAAACGUUCAUGUUAACAUAAACGUUCAUGAUUAAGGUAAUAUGCAUACUUAGUGCUAGUGGCAAGAAGAUUUUGACACCAUAUCGCCCACACAUGUAGUGGGUUAGUUGUUUUUCGAAUUUUCUCGAAAGUUUCCAGUAAAUUGAAGCUUUGCUGGUGGAAUCUUUUCAUUGAAUAUUUUCAAACGAAAUUACUUCAACUAUAUAAAGCGAUCCUUAUAAAUAAAUAAUGCUAUGUUUUUAAUCUCACAGAUAUUUUUCUUCUUUGUCUAUCUCUAAAUCUCCUUGCCACAUAUUGUUUUCGUAUACAAUACGCCUUGUAGAAAGGGCGAUAACUCGUCGUGCAAAACAAGAGCAUCAUAACUAGCGCUUUAUUGGUAUACGUGGUACAUGAUAUUUUGUCAGCCUUUGAACAUUUGUUGAAUUUUAACUGGUUAAAAUUUACAGUUUAAAUGACAAUAACUUUGAAAAUCUAUCCUUUCAAAAUUGUAUUUGACCUGUAUGACAAGCUUUAUGUAAUAGAUGUAUACAAUAUCUUGUAACAGAACAGUAACGAACCAAUAAAUAGUAAAUCAAG
Mizuhopecten yessoensis (Yesso scallop) is the source of this 3772-nucleotide messenger RNA. Its product is annotated as leucine-rich repeat-containing protein 74B-like. The coding region runs from base 666 to 2468 and encodes 600 amino acids. Gene Ontology annotation, molecular function: protein binding. Lineage: Eukaryota; Metazoa; Mollusca; Bivalvia; Pectinida; Pectinidae. The transcript has 12 exons. The record is from RefSeq and is a predicted model, not a curated record.